AUGGUGCAAGCAUGUCUUCAGAACGCCCAUAAUAUUGAAUAUCCAAACCCAUCACCAGUAAGCGCAGACCAAAUACCAAAUGAUACGGAACAGCAACCUCAGUCAGUCGAACCCGAGUCCCCAAGUGUUGAGCGGUUGAGCACUCCACCUUCUCGCGUGGAUCCGCUUGAAAUAACCGAAAACCCCAAUGACGAAGCGUGUGCAACGAAUGCACUCGAAAGAGUGAGGAAGAGAGAGGCAUAUCGGGGCCGUUGUAGGAGGGGUGAGUACGAGGAGCGGCAGUACACUGACCAUUCUAACGGCUCGCGACCGCCUAAUAGGCGAAAGAGGCGAAGAAUGGAGUACGCUCGAGUCCAGGAACUCUGGAAGAGAAACCCUAGCCGGGUUGCUGAGGAGGUGAUCGACGGCGCAUGUAGAGACGUGAAGCACCAGCUGGAGGAAAUGGAAGCCUACUGGCGACCACUACUCGAGAGGGUGUCGAGCGCCUCUGGACCUACACCGGAAGCCUUGGAUCGCUUACGAUCUAGUGGGCAAUACGGGGGCAAUGUGCCUGACUUCUCUACUCUUUGGCACCCCUUCACAGCAUCUGAGGUGAAGCAGGCAAAGGUUAAUCUGAAGUCGAUUUUCGUGCCGAAAAAAGAGGUCUCUGCGGGACCGAGUGAAUAUAGGCCGAUUUCGAUUGCGUCUAUACCGCUUCGGCACCUGCACACGCUCUUGGCGCGUAGGUUGCUCGCAUCCUGUCCUCCCGAUGUGCGGCAGCGCGGAUUCAUUUGUGCGGACGGCACUCUUGAAUACGCCGCCGUAUUAGACGCCGUACUCGGGGAUUGCAGGAAGAGGUUGAGGGAGUGCCACGUGGCGGUCCUGGACUUUUCCAAGGCGUUCGAAACAGUGUCACAUGUGGCACUGAUCGAUCUGCUGAGGCAAAGGGGGCUGCCCGGGCCCUUCUGCGACUAUUUAGCUCGUCUGUACCAAUCGGCAACAACACACCUUGCUGUCAGCGGUCGGACGAGCUCUCCUGUCAAGGUAGGACGAGGGGUUCGCCAAGGCGAUCCACUUUCGCCUAUACUUUUUAACAUGGCCAUGGACUUGGUGCUAGCAGCACUGCCCAAAGACAUCGGCUAUAGACUGGAGGGGGAACGUGUUUCCGCUCUGGCUUUCGCCGACAACCUCGUCCUUGUGGCGGGGUCCAAAAUGGGUAUGCAAGAGGCCAUUAGCUGUGUUGAGAAGUCGAGUGGUUUAAUGGGCUUACGCCUGAACCAUUCAAAGAGCCCUGUUCUCUCGAUGGUGCCCGACGGACACCGCAAAAAACACCACUAUCUGAGCGAGCGAACGUUCCGUAUGGGCGGACGCUUGAUCAGACAGGUGACGUGUGUCGAACGUUGGAGGUACCUAGUGGUUGAGUUCGAGGCAACCGGAUCGACCACGCUGGAAGGAGGGAUCAAUGAAGCGCUGAAAAAUAUCUCGAAAGCUCCGCUCAAACCGCAGCAGCGACUACAGAUACUAAGGGCGCACUUGAUUCCCAAGUUCCUGCAUGGUCUCGUGCUUGGGCAGGUGAGAGACAACAGAGUCCGAAUGCUCGAUGAACAGAUCCGGGAAGCAGUUAGAAUGGCCGUGGCCGCCUCCAAAUCCGAAAGGAUUCAGAAAAAAUUGCGCUGGAGUAAGAGGCAACUCCUGAAGUACUCAAGAGACGAUCCCUUUGGGCCUUCACCGUCGGUGAGAGCCUACUGGCGUCAGUCCCUUCACGCCUCUGUCGACGGAUUCGAACUCCGCGAAGCCGGUCGAACCCCAGCAUCCACCAAGUGGAUGAGGGAGAGGUGCCACGGGAUAAGCGGACGCGACUUUGUGCAGUUCGUCCUUACGCACAUCAAUGCCUUGUCUUCGCGUGUAAGGAAUUCGAGAGGACGACGCGUGGGUCGUGAGUCGGAAUUGAACUGCCGUGCCUUGUGCAUGGUUAGGGAGACAACGGCUCACGUUAUCCAGCAGUGUCAUCGAACGCAUGGUGGGCGCGAAAAGGGUUGGUUGGCGAUUGAGGAGCCGAAAAUAAAAACCUUAAGAGGACUGCGAAAGCCGGACCUCAUAGCCUCUAAAGACGAUACAGGUGUCAUUGUCGAUGCACAGGUUGCGGGACUUCUCGGUCUGCCCAAUGUGAACGCAGUGACUGCAACCUCAUGUACCGUGUCGUGGCGUGGAAUCUGGAGUCCGCGCUCCUAUAACGAGCUCAGCUCGUUAUUGGGAAUAGACAAGAGGUCUAUAGCUGAAAUCCCUGUGAUUGCUUUGAGGGGCUCUCACAUGAACUGGGGCCGAUUCAACCGGAUGACGACAGUCUCGGCUGUCGGGUCGGCUGAUCGAGCAUCCAGUGACCAGUGA
This is a messenger RNA of Pieris macdunnoughi, 2367 nucleotides long. The record is from the annotation of a GenBank genome assembly. NCBI's taxonomy places the organism in Eukaryota, Metazoa, Arthropoda, Insecta, Lepidoptera, Pieridae.